AUGGAUCAGAAGAAGCUCAAGGAUCAGAUCGACAAUCUGAAGCUAGCCCUCCAGAAGAAAGAGCCUCCCUCCACCAUCGUCGCGAUCCUUAAGGGCCUCGAGAAGGCAGAUUCCCCUAGCGAGGAUGUCCUCCGGUCUACCAAGGCAGGUCAGCACAUCGGGAAGCUCCGCCAUGAUCCGAGCGUGGCCGAGGAGAUCCGGGGCGCCGCCAAGCGGGUUGUCGACAAGUGGAAGCAGGCCGUUCAGAGCAAGAAGCACAAGGGCAUACCCUCGGUUCCUACUCGCACCAGCACCCCGUCUACUACCGCCUCGCCCGCUCCUCCUCCCACUCCCUCUGCGAGCAAACCAUACCAGGGUGAUGCCGAGAAGCGCAACCACAGGGUCGACAACCCCAAGACCGACGUGACCGAUUCCCUUGUCCGCAACAACUGCAUCAUCGUCAUGUACAAUGGCAUCUGCUAUCAGAAUCCUGACUCUGUCGAGACGGUGUUGGCCAAGGCGGUCGAAGUCGAGGCCGCCGCCUUCAAGCACUUUGGCGGCGAGAACGCCGAGUACCGGGCCAAGAUGAGGUCUCUGUUCCAGAACCUCAAGGUCAAGAGCAAUACGGAGCUGCGCCGCAAGGUGCGGCUGGGCGAGAUUGCCGCUACCGACUUCAUCAAGAUGACCCAGGACGAGCUCAAGAGCCAGGAGCACAAGGAGCGCGACAAGGCCUUGGAGAAGGAGAAUCUUAACAAUGCGCAGGUGGCCCAGCCCGAGAAGAGUAUCAGCGAUGCCCUCACGUGCGGCAAGUGCGGCCAGAAGAAGGUCAGCUACACGCAGGCCCAGACCCGCAGCGCUGAUGAGCCCAUGACCACGUUCUGCGAGUGUCUGAAUUGCGGUAACCGCUGGAAGUUCUCCUGA
This is a messenger RNA of Cryphonectria parasitica EP155, 900 nucleotides long. Its product is annotated as transcription elongation factor. Gene Ontology annotation, cellular component: nucleus. The coding region runs from base 1 to 900 and encodes 299 amino acids. Gene Ontology annotation, molecular function: RNA polymerase II transcription regulatory region sequence-specific DNA binding; zinc ion binding. Lineage: Eukaryota; Fungi; Ascomycota; Sordariomycetes; Diaporthales; Cryphonectriaceae. The transcript is spliced from 3 exons. Gene Ontology annotation, biological process: transcription elongation by RNA polymerase II; transcription elongation by RNA polymerase I; DNA-templated transcription. The record is from RefSeq and is a predicted model, not a curated record.